AUGAAUUUAUUCUAUCCAACAACAAAAUGGCAACAAAUUAAUCUUUGGUUAAAAACUCUUUCACAUAUCAUUGAUUCUUCUAUUAAUGAUUAUGCUUUUUUAAUGCGAGCAAAAAAUAUAAUAAUUAACGAUAAUCAAACCAUAUCGUCAACUAUAGAUCAAACAACAUCGAUGACAAUUGAUGUUAUUAAUCGAAAUACGAUAAUUGAAGUUAAUUUUACUUAUGAAGCAAAUAAUCAAUCUAUUUAUGCAUUAAAAUCAAUGAAGAUUUCGUCUUUAUUAAAUUUAAUUGAUUUUUAUUCUGAUGAUUGUCUUCUUAGGAUGAAAGAAAUAAAUGAACAAAUUUUAACAGAAGAUGAUCUUCAAAAAUCUAUAGAUACUUAUUCAACUAUUGAAAAUCAAUCAAUUCAUUUUCAAAUAUUGAACUCAGUACAAAUAAUAAAAUAUGAUGAUAAAGAACAAAUAAAAAUACCUUUAUCAAAUAGAAAUAUAACUAUUCAACAAUUAUUAAAUUUAACAGGUAAAUCAAUCGAUAUUUAUAAAUAUUUAGCUACGAAUGAUACUAAAAAAAUUAUUAAUCCUAAUGAAAAGCUUUCGAAUUUAAAUCAAACUAAAUUUAUUCUUGUUAAAGAAAAUGAAACUUGUCUUGUAUCGAUUAAAAAAUCAGAUGAUUUACAAUUAAUUUAUAAUAAUGAAGAACAAGAACAAGAAAAAAAUAAGCAAUAUCAACGAUUUACUAUAUCUGCUACUAUAGCUGAUAUUAAUAAAGAAAAUCAACUUGAUAUUUUAUAUCAAUAUCUUCUAUGUUCAAAUGAUUUUGUUCCAUCAACAGAUAUUCAAUUACUAUCUUUUCAAUUAGAAUCACUGAUUCAAUUUACUGUUAUUGAUCAAAAUUUACCAGUUCUUGUCACUAUACAAAAUGAUAAAGAAAAUAAAUCAAUUCAAUUUAAUUGUAGACUUUCGAUAACAAUAAAACGUCUUUGUGAAAUUGUAUGUCAACUAUUUAAUAUAAAUAGCAAGGAUUUUUAUCUCAAUAUGAAUGAUAUAACAUUAAACGAUGAUGAUAUCUCUUUAGAAGAUAUUGAUGAAAAUAUGACUCAAAUUCAAUUCCAAAUGAUUUCAAAAACAUCUAUAUAUUGCUCAAUCAUGUAUUCUAAUCAGAACAUUACAUUGCCAUGCAAUGAUGAUACAUCGAUAAUGACUAUCGUUAAAGAAAUAUUUCAGAAAUUACAUAUAUCAGAAAAUGAUAUGAAUAUGUAUGAGUUGAUGGCGUUGAAUGAUGAUCAAACACAAAUCAGUUUCGAUUUAUCAAUAGAUGAUAUUCGUCAAUUAUUUCCUAUUGAUUCGACGACAGUGUUACUUCAAUUAAAAAAUAUAAAUGAAUGA
This is a messenger RNA of Rotaria sp. Silwood1, 1386 nucleotides long. Lineage: Eukaryota; Metazoa; Rotifera; Eurotatoria; Philodinida; Philodinidae. The record is from the annotation of a GenBank genome assembly.